UUGUAUAAACCCGGAAUUUAAAUAAUAAAAUACUUGAAUAUAUCUCAUGCGACAGUUUAUAUAUUUCAAUUUUCAUUGUCUUUUUUUUUUUUUUUUUUUUUUUUGUUAAUUGAUGUGAUAUUUAUAGUUUUCAUAGUUUCGAUUUCUUGUUAAUUUGUUUUAAAAGAACGAAUUAAUGUUUUCAAUUUUUCAGAUCCUCCUAGUGAGCCAUUGCUUCUAUUUUUCGAUCAAAAUAAAAUUGCAAGUGAUGGUGAAUUACAACAUAAUAAACUAUUCGUUAAGGAAGGAAGCAGUUUUACUGUUCAAUGUAGAUCCGAUGGUGAUCCUCCUCCGACAUGCACAUGGAACAUUGAAAAUCAUGCAAAAUCUCAAAAUCUAACGUUUACAAAUAUAACAAAAGAAAACACCGGAUUGUAUGAAUGUAUUGCGAAAAACGUGAUUCGAAGGUUUUCAAAAAAUGACAAAUAUAUGACGCAAUCGACGACAAGCCUUGACAUAGAUGUUAGAUAUAGAAGUAAGAUAUUACAGUUCAGUGUUACUGAUCUUAAAAGAAGGAGAAAACAUUUCGAAGUCACUGAAAACGAAACUGUCCUCUUUAUAUGCAGUGUUGACAGUAAUCCAGUGUCAUCAAUAGCAAUAUCAUUAAAACAAAGAGAACUGGUGCGCAGUGAAUCCACAAACAGCUUAAGUUCUGCUUAUAGAGUCAACUCUUGUCUUGAUGGUGGUGUUUAUCAAUGUGCAGCACACAACAUAUACAAUAUAAAACCAUCUUUAAAAAACGUGACAUUGCUUGUUAGAUGCAUACCACUUCUAUCACCGGAGUUUGAUCUGAAAACAAACAUUACCAGUGCAGAGAAUGUAACUGUUACUUUUGCAUUCAAAGCAAUUGCCUAUCCAGCACCGGAAUUCCUAUGGUAUAAAUUUGACAACUCUUCAUGGAAGACAAUUAGUAGUGACGUGAAAUACGAAAUCAGAACGCGUGGACAUUAUUCCAGUCUAACUAUAAGCGUUAUUACAGAAGAAGAUUACGGACAAUACAAACUGAGGAUACAUAAUGCAGUUGGAUUCUUAGAACAGUUGUAUUUUCUAAAUGCAAAUGCAACACAACAGACAACAUACUCUACAAUGAAGUGGGUAAUAACAUGCGUUUCAGUUGGAACAUUUGUUUUCACCAUUUCAGUUGUUGUAAUGGUAUUUAUAAGAAGAAGAGGAACCCUUAACCUAUCCGUUACUCAAACAGCUGAGAUCAUCUCAGGAAGUCAGACAUCAUUGAAUUUCAAUCCUGAUGUUCAUACAGUUCAUACAAUGCAUGCCUAUAGCCAACUGUAUGAGCAUUGUUUUGAUGAUGAAAGAUACACGGAAUUGCAAACUCUGGAAGCGGACAAGUAUCCAAACAGAGGUUAUUUAACCCCAGCAAUAUAGACCUAAACUGUUAAAAAGACAUCGAUAGCAUACACCGUGUUUAUGUAAAGUCGAUUUGUAAUUAUUAUUACUUUUCUUUUUCCAUUUAUUGUUUGGAUAUUUUGUAACUCAAAUCUAUUUUUCGUGAACAUUGUUUCGUUUUUUUGACAUUAUCUAUAGAAUGUGAUCACGGAAAAGAGCCCUAUCAAUUUAAUUAUAACUAAUAUUCUAUUAUUCUCUGCUAUCCGUUGUCGUAUCACAUUGAAUUUC
Ruditapes philippinarum (Manila clam) is the source of this 1671-nucleotide messenger RNA. Its product is annotated as peroxidasin homolog. The coding region runs from base 469 to 1422 and encodes 317 amino acids. The transcript is spliced from 6 exons. NCBI's taxonomy places the organism in Eukaryota, Metazoa, Mollusca, Bivalvia, Venerida, Veneridae. The record is from RefSeq and is a predicted model, not a curated record.